UUGGCUCGGACUGGACUGUGGACGCAACAGGACAGACACACUCAUCACACAACAACUAGCAACAUGCAGAGCAAGCUGGACAUGGCGGGCAAGAAGCCUCCAAAGGCCUUCGUCUUCCCGGUGGCCACCAUCCGCUUGACCUUCGUGAUUGGACUCCUCUUCAUCGCCAUGCCACUGGCUGAAGCAGUGAAGGGCGAGGGACAGACAGAUCACCAGGAUGGACCCCACGACGUGGCCGAGUUGAACAAGACUAUUCAUGGCCUGAUGGGAUAUGUGAAGGAGAUGGCUCAGGAAUUGAAGGAUCUUCUGAUGACAGCAGGCGCGUGCCGUCUGCCGUGGCGUUACCAUGAGGGAGGAUGUUACCUGUUUGUUGACAAUAAGAAGACCUGGCAUGAUGCUGAGAACUACUGCCGAGCCAAUGAUGGACACUUGGCCUCAGUUCCCACCAAAGCCACGUUUGACUUCCUCUACGGUUUGACGGGUAGAAGAUGGAAUACUUGGGUAUGGGUUGGGGGCUACAAAGAGAGCGGUGUGUGGAGAUGGGUUGAUGGUUCCACAUUUAGUGUGAAGAAGGACGGCGAGGGGGACAGCAAGGAUGCUAUAUGGGGACCAGACGCGCCUGAUAACCGGCUUGGUAAAAGAGAUUGUGUGCAGAUGUACUCGGGCGGACUCUUUGAGGGCAACUGCAUUUACAAUCAACAAUUUAUUUGUCAGAAGUUCUGGGGAUGGUCUCGGCUGUGUGAUCCGGCUGCUCCUUCAAAGACGUCGGCACGAAAGAUCACCACUCUGCCUUCAAUUCAGUUGCUUGAAUGAAUGCUAAUCAUCAUGGACGAGCACAUGAUCCCUAACAACCUGCACGACGCCAAUUUGCAAACUAAAGCUCGUCCUGUUUGCAGUUGAGGAGCUAACACAAGCCAUCACACAGAAAAUAAUCAUUCACAUUUUUAUUCAACCUCACUGACUCAGUUAUUGAAAUUGGCUGAUCUUCUACAUUAGCCAGCAGCUAAAAUGAUGCACACAGCAAAUAGCAAGCUGCUAUCUGACAGGACAAAUAGAAACACACCUAAAACACAACAUCAGUCAUAAAGUUAAAGAAAAAUGUGUCAUCUGACCAUAAAAAGUUAGUUACGAGAUGAGAAUGAUUACGGGAAUAAGGACAAAAUUCUGAGAAGAAAAUGUACAAGAAGAAAGUUAGAAAAUGAAACAAACAAUGGCAUUUUAACAAGAAAAAGGUUUGUUUUACAAAGUUAAAUGAUGUCAUUUCAUUGUAAUUUUCUCUGUAAUUUGGGUUUGGAAUGUGGGAGUAAAAUAUUAGAAAAAAUCUGACAAAUGAUUCAACAAGAAAGUUGAAAUGGUUAGAAAAAUAAAAAGGACCAAGAGUGAAGGUGAUAUGAACGAUGGGCUUUUUCACCUCGACCACAAAGCUGGCAUGCACUUUCUUGGUGAAAGAUAUACAAGUGGGCAUCUCUGUGUGGAGUUUGCAUGUUCUCCC
Molecule: messenger RNA, 1492 nt
Organism: Dunckerocampus dactyliophorus (ringed pipefish)
Lineage: Eukaryota; Metazoa; Chordata; Actinopteri; Syngnathiformes; Syngnathidae
Product: CD209 antigen-like protein C
Exons: 9
Coding region: 64-813 (249 amino acids)
Source: RefSeq, a predicted model, not a curated record